Molecule: messenger RNA, 1875 nt
Organism: Phymastichus coffea
Lineage: Eukaryota; Metazoa; Arthropoda; Insecta; Hymenoptera; Eulophidae
Product: outer dynein arm-docking complex subunit 4-like
Exons: 7
Coding region: 1-1875 (624 amino acids)
Molecular function (GO): protein binding
Source: RefSeq, a predicted model, not a curated record
AUGCUGGCAAGCAAGAUAGCCCGACUCCCGGACGCCGUGUUGCGCGACGAAUGGCGUGGCGAACUCGGCUCGCCCAGGCGAGUCGUCAGCGAGGUCGAGGCGCGAGUUUUCAGCGGCGGGAGCUUGCCCGCUAAUCGCGCGAAUCGCUUCAAGACUGAAGCUGCCGAAUUGCACAAAGAGGCCGAUCAAUUGUGCUUCAAGGGCGAGUACGAGUCGGCGUUGGUGCUGUAUCACCGCGCGGCGAAAUUAUAUCCGAGGCAAGCUAUGCACGCGGUCGGCACGAGACGAGCCGAGGCGGCGAUACAGCGCGCGGCGAAUCCCAGCAGAAGACUCGGCAGAAUGCUGAGGGAGGCGCGAGUGCCCGGACAGGAGGCCGCCGUGUUGGACGCCGAGGCCGCGGCGAGGCGAGCUCGCGAGAUUGUCGCCGAGGCGCAGGAUCCCGUGCAGGAGAUCCCGCGGAUUUUGAGGUAUCUCGACGCUCGGGAAGAUUUUUGGCGAAUCAGUAGCCCGGUAACUACACCGCGGGCGCUGCGCUCGCGGCCGAUGCGUCGUCAGCUGAACAGACGCGUGAGAUCAACGGUGAAAGCCGUCGAGGCAGCUCACGAUUCGGAAGCCGUUCGCAAGCUCAGCGAGGGGCUGUUGAGCUUGGUGUCGCUGACGGACGAGCCGAAUCGAAAUCAAGUGGAUGCGCUGGCUUACCUCGGCACGAAGCAGUUGGCGCUGGGCAGGCACGACCGAGCGAUCGAUUUGGCCGCCAAAAUGUUAUUCCGCGCGAGGACCGACAACGACAUCACGGCAAUGGUGAAGGCACUGGAGUUCAUCGGCAAGGUGCACUUGAGCUUUGGACACUUGAGUGCGCUCGUGCGGGUCUGGCAACGACUCGUCGGAGACCUCUCCAAAGAAGCCGUGGCCCAAGCAUGGCUCCACCACGACAUCGGUAGAUGCCAAUUCGAGCUGGGCGAGUACGCGAAAGCUCGCGAGUCGGCGGCUUUGUGUAUCGAGCGAGCUGAGUCAGUCGACUGUAAAAAGUGGAUGCUUCGCGGACACUUGCUAAGCGGGCAAAGUCUGCUGAAGUUGGCUCGAUUGGCCGAUGCCGUGGACGCUCUCAAAGUCACCGCGAGAAUGGCGGCCGAGCAGAAGGAAAGCGGACAGGCAGCAGGCGACGGAAACCAAUCGAUUUUGCUUUACGUGCACGGCCUGAUUGACCAGCUGACCUGUCUCCUAAGACGCCUCAACCAGCAGAGAGACAAGAACAAGAUCCUCCGGACGGACGAAGACAGUGACGCGCCUGAAUUGCCCGAGAUACGGGCCAAAGUGAAAUUGACGCGAGGAGAAGAGCAUCAAAUUGAGCAGCCGGCAAUAGCAGUAGCACCAGCAGCAGCAGCAGCAGCAGCAGCAGCUUCUUCACAAAGCCAGUCUCAAGGGGAGGUGGCAAAACUGUUGGCAAGGGCUCGUGAACUUCGCGCUACUGCACCCAGAGAUAACGGUCAUCCCGAAGUGCCACCCGUCGACUUAUCGGACGUCGCCGAGGACGCAAUGGACACUUCCAGGACUCGCGUUAUACGCACGGCACCCAAUUUCGACGACGAACAGACAUUGACCAACGACGAGCUCGCACCUCUUGCCGACUUUUCCGUGGAUGACGAUAUCCCGAGCGACGACGAAGAAAAUUUUAUCACGGAUGGAAAGCCAGACUUCGAACUAACCUCCCGCAGCUUGGCUUCCAGUUUGGACAGCUCGCGAGAACCCGCAGCAGAGCCUCGCAAGCCAUCGAUCCACACGGGCGUGCUUUCGGACUACCUACGUAGCAUGGAGUCGCAAGAGUUCUUAGAGCGAGAGCACCAGUACAUCGCGGGCAUAAAAUCAAGCGAGUGA